CCCUCCUCCUCACUGGUAAUCCCUUCCUGUCCCCUCGUCGGUUCUCCCUUCCCGUCCCCUCGCGAAGCUGCGCCCUAAUCGGUCCUCCUCGCCGGUGCUCCAUUCCUGUCCCCUCGUGAAUCUGCGCCCUAAUCUACCCUCCUCGCCGGUGCUCCCUUCCCGUCCCCUCGCAAAGCUGCCUCCCUAAUCCGUCGGUAAACCCCUCCUCUUCGCCGCCUUCUCCCAUCACUCAGCAGGUGAUGUAUUGAGGAAGAAUCCUUUAUGCUUCAGUCCUAUAUGGAGAAGGGUCAUGACAGCAUCAAAGAUGGAAACAGGGAAUGUCAUUUGAUGCUAAGACAUGAAGAGGUGUGCUACCUUUGUCCCAAGAUAUUGUUGUCAAAUAUUAUAUUUACAUCCUCAGUUGGUUUCUUCUGUCAUUUGUCUCCCAUUUGACGUAGUGAAUUCUUCAUCCCGGAAAUUUUCGUCACUUGGUUCAGCUAAUGCUAGGAACUUCCCCAAUUAUUCGCCAAAGAAACCUACUAUCAAAGAUUCUGAACUUGUCUACAACAUCUCCACCACCAUUAAGCAACGUCGUCUCGAGCCCAUAGAACGUAUUCUGAAACCAUUUGAAUCAAGGCUUAAGCCUGACCACUUUAUUUGGGUUCUGAUGGACAUAAAGAACGAGUACAAGUUAGUCUUGGAUUUAUUUGACUGGUUGUGCUUACAUAGAUCCCCAUCACUGGAGGUGCGGUGCAUUAUCAUUCAUAUUUCUGUUGCUGCAAAGGACCCGCAAGUGGCUCAUGGACUUAUUCAUGAUUUUUGGAGUAAACCUAAUGUAGAUGCUAGUCUUCCGUUUGCCCUCUUCAUGGAGAAAUUGAUAUACACUUACAAGGAUUGGGGUUCUAAUCCAUAUGUCUUUGAUAUUUUCUUUGAAGUCCUCGUUGAAGUUGGAAUACUUGACGGAGCCAAAAAACUAUUUUAUAAGAUGUUAAACUACGGGGUGGUAAUAUCUGUUGAUUCAUGCAAUUUAUUUCUCUCACAUCUAUCUGAGAAUAUUUCUGGGUGUAAGACAACACCACAUAUCUUUACUGAAUUUGCUAAAGAGGGUGUUAACUGGAACACUGUGUCACAUAAUAUAAUGAUUCACUGCCUUUGUCGAAUGGGGAAAGUGAAAGAAGCUCAUAACUUACUCCUCCAAAUGGAGUUGCGUGGGUAUGCGUCUGAUGCUAUUAGUUAUAGCACUAUGAUAAAUGGGUACUGUCAGAUUGGAGGACAUCAAGUAGUUCUGAAACUUAUUGAAGAAAUGCAAAUAAAAGGAUUGAAGCCAAACAUGUUCACAUUUAACAGUGUGAUUUUCCUUUUGUGUAAGAUUGGCAAAGUGGUGGAUGCAGAGAAGGUUCUCAGGGAGAUGAUAUGCCAGAAAAUAGUUCCCGAUAAGGUGGUGUAUACAACACUAAUUGAUGGUUUCUGCAAAGCAGGGAAUGUCACUGCUGCAUAUAGGCUGCUUGAGGAGAUGCAUAGUAAGAACAUUUUUCCUGAUCUCGUGACAUAUACUGCUCUUAUAUCUGGUAUUUGUCGAACUGGAAAGAUAUCGGAAGCAUACAAUCUCUUUCUUGAAAUGCGUAGUAGAGAAAUGGAACCAGAUGAAGUCACUUAUACAGUACUUAUUGACGGUUACUGCAAGGACGGUCAGAUGAAGGAGGCAUUUUCACUUCAUAAUCAGAUGGUUCGCAUAGGUGUCACUCCAAAUGUUGUCACUUAUACAGCACUGGUUGAUGGGCUAUGCAAACAAGGGGAGAUAGAUACAGCAAAUGAACUUCUUCAUGAAAUGUGUGCAAAGGGUCUUGAAUUGAAUAUAUGCACAUAUAAUUCACUUGUUAAUGGUCUUUGUAGAUCUGGAAAUAUCGUACAAGCAAUAAAGCUAGUGGAAGAUAUGGAGGUGGCAGGCAUUUAUCCUGAUGCUUUUACAUACACAACUCUAAUGGAUGCUUAUUGUAAGUCAGGAGACAUGGUUAAGGCUCAUGAGCUUCUCCGCCAAAUGCUGGAUAAAGGACUUGAACCCACGGUUGUUACCUUCAAUGUUUUAAUGAAUGGAUUCUGUAUGUCAGGGAUGCUAGAAGAUGGCGAGAGGCUGCUGAAAUGGAUGUUGGAAAAAGAUAUCAUGCCAAAUGCCACCACCUACAAUUCGUUAAUGAAGCAGUACUGUGUUCGAAAUGAUAUGCAUGCAACAACUGAAAUCUACAAGGGGAUGCUAGGCAAAGGAGUGUCUCCAAAUACCAACACCUAUGACAUACUAAUAAGAGGCCACUGCAAAGCAAGGAAUAUGAAAGAGGCAUGGUAUUUGCAUAAAGAAAUGGUAGAGAAGGGGUAUGAUCUUACAGUAAAAGCUUAUAAUGCUCUCAUAAAGGGUUUUAUUAAAAGGAAAAAACACCUGGAGGCCAAAAAUUUGUUUGAAGAAAUGAGGAAAAAAGGUUUAGUUGCGGAUAGAGAAUUAUACAACUUCUUCAUGGAUAUGAACUAUCAUGAAGGGAACCUGGAUUUGACUCUUGAGCUGUGUGAUGAAGCAAUAGAGAAAAGGAUUGUGGAUACGGAUGGUGAUUGAAAUGUGGUUUGACAUUCAGGAUACCUAGUUCCAUUUUGAGGGUCAGAAGUCAAGAUUGUUGAUUUUCUAACAAAUGAAUUCCAUACCUGCAUAUGUCCUACCAAUACUAGUAUCAAAGAGACGUAGAGCACAAACUCCACACAUUGGCUAGUGAGGUGAGUGCCACUUGAAGAAGGUGAAGAAGUACGAGGAGUUUCAACUUGUGUUGCAUUUUCCUUUGUGCAACUGUAAUUACAGCGACUUGGGCGAACUACCCUGUAAACUCCUGUGCUCGCCAAGAUAUAUACGUCUUUCUUGUUAUCUUCUCCAAACGAGUAUAUAUAACCCAGAGCAGCCAAGUUAGUGUUUGGUACAGAGUUGCACUCUAAUGGAGAAUCACGUGCACAGCUGAAAGGGAUU
Cynara cardunculus var. scolymus (artichoke) is the source of this 2980-nucleotide messenger RNA. RefSeq names its product pentatricopeptide repeat-containing protein At1g05670, mitochondrial. The record is from RefSeq and is a predicted model, not a curated record. Lineage: Eukaryota; Viridiplantae; Streptophyta; Magnoliopsida; Asterales; Asteraceae. The transcript has 3 exons. Gene Ontology annotation, molecular function: protein binding. The coding region runs from base 338 to 2581 and encodes 747 amino acids.